CUUCACAACCCCACAAAUUUCAUAUCACAACCUUAUUAAAAAUGGUUGGUCCUUUUAAUGAAUAUUACCAACAUCAACAACAGCAAUAUCCUUACUAUAAUUAUAAUAAUUAUAAUAAUAAUAAUAAUAAUAAUGGGUUAUGUUAUGAUGAUGAUGAAACAGAUUAUAUGUAUUCAUCAUCAUCAUCAACAUCAUCAUACUCAUCUGUUGAUUGUACUCUUUCUCUUGGUACACCUUCUACUCGUUUAACUAAUCAAAAUAAUGUUAAAACUACUACUACGACUCCUCAUCGGAAUAGUGUUUCUUCUUUUUGUUGGGAUUUGCUUCAUCCUAAGCAAUCUAAUUCUAAUUCUAAGUCUUCGUCUAGUCGUAGCGGUGGGAAUAACCAUUCUUCGGCUGCUGGGAAUGCCGCUGAUCCUCUUUUUGUUCGCCGUUGUGCUAACUGUGAUACCACUUCUACUCCUCUUUGGCGUAAUGGUCCUCGUGGUCCCAAGUCAUUAUGCAAUGCUUGUGGAAUAAGGUUUAAGAAAGAAGAGAGAAGAGCAGCAGCAGCAUCAACAACAGGCGCAAGCAACAAUAAUGUAUCAACAAAUGGAGUGAUGGACCCACACCAUGGAUACUAUAAUGGAUCAUGGGGACAACAAUACAAUCAAACAACCCCUCAAAAGAUGCAAUGUUAUGGAGCUCCAAAUGAAUUCAUGUUUAUGGAAGAUGAACGCAGCUCAUCAGACACUGGUAUUCAGUUCCUUUCAUGGUUAACCAAUGACAGACCAAGUGGUCUUGUUCAUGACUUCACCCGCUAAAAAUAGAAAACAUAAAUGGAUUUAUAUCUAUUUAUAGUAAGUCAAUUCAUUAGUACAAUGAUCUAGCUAGCCAGCCAAUGAUCUCGGAAAAAGGGAAGAGGCCAUGCAAAGACGACGACGUUUCAUGGAUUACAACACUUUUUUUUUUCUAAUUUUUCUUGUUGGUGAAUGAUGGUGAUGUUUAUGAUUCUCUAACCUUAUUACUCAUUAGGGUCCUCCAACAUCUUCCUUUUCCUUUAUUAUUAUUUUUUAAUUUAAAAAAAAAAGAAAAGAAAACCCUUUGAUUUUCUACUUUAAUUAAUUUUCUACUUUAAAUUUAAUUUUAGAUUUUAGACUAGAAGAUAGAGUGCAAAUGGGAUAAUUCUAUGAUGUUGGUAGCUAGAUCUUUCUUUUUGAGCUUUUUUUUUUUUUUUUUUUUUUGGGUUUUCACCCUUUUGU
Messenger RNA from Amaranthus tricolor (Joseph's coat), 1241 nucleotides. RefSeq names its product GATA transcription factor 18-like. Gene Ontology annotation, molecular function: zinc ion binding; sequence-specific DNA binding; DNA-binding transcription factor activity. The record is from RefSeq and is a predicted model, not a curated record. Bases 42 to 803 code for a protein of 253 amino acids. The transcript is spliced from 2 exons. NCBI's taxonomy places the organism in Eukaryota, Viridiplantae, Streptophyta, Magnoliopsida, Caryophyllales, Amaranthaceae. Gene Ontology annotation, biological process: regulation of DNA-templated transcription; flower development.